Penicillium canescens is the source of this 816-nucleotide messenger RNA. RefSeq names its product CTD kinase subunit gamma. The record is from RefSeq and is a predicted model, not a curated record. The transcript is spliced from 2 exons. NCBI's taxonomy places the organism in Eukaryota, Fungi, Ascomycota, Eurotiomycetes, Eurotiales, Aspergillaceae. Gene Ontology annotation, biological process: positive regulation of transcription by RNA polymerase I; positive regulation of DNA-templated transcription, elongation. Gene Ontology annotation, cellular component: CTDK-1 complex. The coding region runs from base 1 to 816 and encodes 271 amino acids.
AUGUCUACUCCUGUUCCUGAUGAGUCCCUUAGCGAUACUCAGGCUGAAGCUAAGAAAGCCAAAGAAAAGGGCGGCAAGAUGAUGGUCGAUCCGUUUGAGGUGCGCAUGCGCUUCACGACUCAGCUGCAGCACCUCAGUGCAUCAGUCACGUCCGCGCAGAAAGCUGCCCUCUAUGCGCUCAAAUAUCGGGAUCUGGAUGAGGACCUUCAUUCCUGUAUCCUAGAGCAGCUUGAGCGGAACAACAUGAACAACCGCGCGAACAUCAUGUACUUCAUCGAGCAUCUCUGCGACAUGGCCCUCAAGGAAAACCACCCGGCCUACGUCCGCAUGAUGCAGCGCGACAUUCUCCGCGUGGUCGACUCCGUCGUUCCUCCCGAUGGCACCGGCGCAGCCAACGUCAAGCACGUCCGCCACGUUCUCAACGGUCUCCAGACCAAGAAUGUCCUCACCUCCGAGAGCGUGACCGAGAUUGACGCAGCUCUGAAGGACCGUGACACCCACCCCUCCCAUCUCGAUAUGGAUCACGAAGAAGGAACUGAGGAGGGAAGCAAGGCAAAGGCUGGCACCCCUCAGAUACGCCUCGACAAGAAGCAAAUCGAGCAGCGCAUUGAGGAGGACCGCGAGCGCAACAAGCGCCUUCGUGAGAACAUGUGGGCGGUCACGGGCAAUGACCAGGACGAAUACAACCAGAUGUGGGAGGAACUUAGUGAUCUUGGGGAGGAUGACUUUACUCGAUUCCGUGAGGAGGCUGAGGAGCGCCAGGAAUGUGUCCGGAAACACAUGGAAUUCUGGACCGCGAAAGCUGCUGAAAAGUGA